Molecule: messenger RNA, 4794 nt
Organism: Phytophthora nicotianae INRA-310
Lineage: Eukaryota; Oomycota; Peronosporomycetes; Peronosporales; Peronosporaceae
Exons: 3
Coding region: 433-2658 (741 amino acids)
Biological process (GO): autophagy of mitochondrion; protein localization to phagophore assembly site
Cellular component (GO): autophagosome; phagophore assembly site
Source: RefSeq, a predicted model, not a curated record
CGGAUCGUCAUCGUCGUUCUCUUCAGACUUAAUGGUUUUUGUGCUCGCAAUGCAGUCCCCACCCUUGGGAGAUUGGGAAUCCACUGAUUGUCACAACUGCAGGCUUUGACCCAGUGGAUCAAGUUGAACUCAGGAAGAAAUACCAGUACGCGAUGCAGCAUACGAUCAACCUUGAUCAAAAACAGCGGAACCUUGGCAGUGCAUCGCAUUUCAACUUAUAUUUGUGUCCUCCACACUAAACUUCAAAUUAAGUUCGCAAUUUUUCUUAAGUUCGCAUAAGUUCUCAGAAAGAAGGCUCUCCAGCAUCGCGAUCCGUCACCUCGCCGUCUUCCUCUUAUCGCCCCCAGCAUCUUCUGGACUCUCACAACCUGUACACUUUUUUCUCCAUCAUUUUCUGUCUCUUUCCAUAUCAUUUUCGCUCUUUGCUUCGCAAUGAAUGAGUCGCUUCUCGCCGCCAACAACGACCAUCUCGCUCAUGCCGAAGAGGAAGACGAAUUACUCUGGAACGAGCUUAAGGACGACCACCGUGCGCCCCCUUUUGGCGGAACAAGUCGUCCAGACUCAGCUCUAGGCGGCCACGCCGGCAGUUCGUCCACGGGAGUCCCACAGCUGCCGUCACUGCGUGUCAACGUGCAUCUUCCCGCUAUCUCGACGCUAUUCCGAGAGGUGCUGGACACAGCCAAGUCGGCACUUCCCGGUGGUCAACGCCGAUCUAAUGGACAGGGAGAAGCUCCAACCAGCGGCCGCAUGUCACCCGUGCCCGACCGCUACGGAAACGUAGCCAAUCUGGACGCGUUCCUCAUCACACUAUACAAUUACUACUACCACAAGGGCUUCUGGAGCAUUGUGGUAGUAGAACUGGUGAGUCUAGUGACCGGACUGUUCAGUGUGGUGCUUUCAAGCUUCCUUCUCGGCUGUGUGCAGUGGGGGCCGCUGCUAGAAUGUCAUAGACACCCCGAGAGUGGAGGUUGUGCACAGGAGAUGGAGAAGUACAUCACAUGCCGAGCUGAUAACAACGGGCUCUUGGGGCUCAUUGGAGCGUUCUACUUUGCCAUGUUCUUGGUAUAUUGGAUCUCAAGAGCUUUCCAGCUAAUAGGGACACUGAGAGACACUCAAGAGAUGGAGGUUUUCUACAAGGAACGGCUCCAUAUUGACGAACGACAAGUGCAGACCAUCACGUGGGACGAAGUGGUGACCAGAGUACUGGAUUUAGUGAACGGAGCCAAUGCUCCAGUGAACAUGCGGCAAUUGUCGUCGUUCAAGCUACAGAUUGACCCAGCACUGCUGUCGUCUCCCCAUGAUUUUGCCCGACGCAUCAUGCGACGUGAUAAUUACCUCAUUGCCUUCAUGAAUCACUCGCUAUUCCAGAGCAAGAACUUGCUGCCGACGUCGCUGCAGUUCCUGUCAACAUCGCACAUCAUGUGCUCGAGGAACUUGGAGGCCAAUCUGAAUAUCUGUCUACUGGAUCAAAUGUUCGACGCCGAGUUGAAUCUGGCUCCGUCGGUGAUUCACAACGUGGAGAUGCUCAAGAAACGCUUCGUGAUCGCAGGAGUGCUCAACUUCGUGCUAGCUCCCUUUAUCCUGCUGUAUCGUCUGUCGCGUUUCUUCUUUCUAGCGGCGCAGGAGUGGCAAACGAACCACGUGUACUACUUCGGCACACGUCGCUGGUCGGCGUAUGCUGUUUGGCGGUUCCGAGAGUACAACGAGCUCCCUCAUGUUCUCGAUGCACGGAUGGCACGUUCGUACUCGCUAGCAGACCGUUAUCUAGGCAUGUUUCCCGCCGGUGCACUGGCAAUUAUCGCUGGAGGCGUGUCAUUCUGUGCGAGCUCGUUGAUGGCUGUUCUACUUCUCGUGAGUCUGUUGGAAGAGUCGGUGCUGCUCCAAACUACACUAUUUGGUCAUGAAUUGCUGUGGUAUUUGACCAUUUCGACGGGUGUGUUCGCGUUAUCGCGUUCCUUUACGACGUCUGCGUCUCCGUUCCUGGUCAACGGGGAUUGUGAAGAAGCGAUGAUGCAGGUCUCUGCUGAAACGCACUACUUUCCGAAGGAAUGGCGGGGCCAGUGUCAUUCGUUCGAGGUGCGAGACGCGUUCACGGUACUGUUCCCUUACAAAGCCGUGCUUUUCGCGGAGGAAUGCGUGUCGGUCUUGUUGGCUCCGUAUAUCUUGUGUGUCUCGCUUCCACGACUUGCCCGCGAGAUCUUGCUCUUCCUGCGGUCACAUUCGCUCGUGCAUCCUAGUACUGGAGCUGUUUGCCGGUUCGCGGAGUUCGACUUUAAGGAGUACGGUAACGACGCCAAGAUGGAGAGCUCGUUUAUUAACUUCAAGCAGAACCACCCGAAAUGGGUCGGUGCUCGUGAAGGAGAGGCACUUAUGCAACGUCUGGGCAAGCUGAAGGAAGAAGAGAUGGAGAAGUCGAUGAGGAUGGGAGACACUAUGAUGUACAGCAGCCACAUGUCGAUGUCGCAGCAGCUUAUGCAGUCUCAAGCUAUCCAGAACGCGAUGGGUGGCGGACGUAUGAGCGGAUACAUGCCGCAGGACAACGAGUUCUACUGGUUGGAGAAGCUGCAUCAGCAAGGCAGGCUGGGCGAAUUGGAUCUGGAAGGCAUGAAAGGCAACCCUGCUGACAGUAUUUCUAUCUCGAGUCUUGGCUCUCCGUGAAGUGCCAGACAAGUAAAGUAUAUUCAUGUUUGCAUUGCAAUAAUGGAAUGACGUGCAUGGCACACACGAAAAAAUCUUCCUGCUUGCUUUCGCACAGGUUUGAACUUGAUUUAGUAUCGGUUACGAGCAUUGAAGCAGGGUGUCGAACAAACGGUAUCGAACAGCAGUUCCUGGGCAGACAGACCGCCCAGAUGGCAACGACACGGAGUAUGACUUGAUACACCAAUGGAAGGCGUUGGAUGCUUUCAACAGAGCAGCGAAGCGCUUUUCCAGCAACGUUUUGGAGCUUGUACUACUGCUGAGAUCACAUGGAGGGAUGCCGUGAAGAAAAUGUUCCUAUGAGCAGAAAGACAAGCAGGUUUAGCACUGUCACAUCUGUUGCUGUAGGUGCUGACUUACCGCGUCUUUGCCGUACACAAUUAUGCUCAAGGACUCGCUUCCUUCUUCGACAGUCAACGCGAACGAAUAAAUGAAUUCGUCACUAUUGCCAGACUUGGGUUUGCAGAUCUUUUCGAUGUCGUUAGGCCAAAUGCUGCGGACACGAGCCCAGCAGUGGAACUUCCGAGGGGUUUGAGGAGAACUGAGGAUCUCACGCAAAGGAGUCACAGGGAUAUUUUUCCGGAUACGAUCGGGAAUCACCGUGACAACUUGCUCUGGACUGACACGGUUCUCCGUUGGGGAACAAGUACGGAGCUGGUCAUUGUUGGCUGUUAUGCUUGAGUUCGGCGUGCCCAUCAAUGAACAACGUCGCCGUACGUCCAACGCGAAGUCCGGCAUCAACACGAAAGACGAUACCUCCCGGAACCGCAGGAUUUCUCUUCCUCCAGGAGCAAUUACAGCUCCGGGUAUAGGCUCGUCUACUCCGACUGCCAAAUUGCGAAAACGACACCAGUUCUUGAGCAUUCCAUCGACGAAGCACAUUUCACGCACGACAAGCCAGCAGGAUGACAUGAUCACUUCUUUGAGUAGUCCGUAUGGGGGGACUGCAACGCCUUUGUCCUGUAAUGCACGCACCAGAACUUGAUCCGAUUCCUCUGCGCUGCCUGAACCAUCCCAAACUGUUAACCGUACGGGCUCGUCGCAAUCAUCCACAUUCAGGACGCGGACCACAAGGUCAAUAAAUCCCUCUGCAAACUUCAAUUCGGAUAGAAGCUUGGGGGCAAGAGAGCAUCCCUGAGGUAAAGUAUCAUCCUCGGCUAAACUUUUCCGUGCCCAUUUCCUACAUUUGACUCACAGAAGGUCAAUAAAUCAACCAAAAGCGUAUCAAGUGAACGCAACGUACAGGAGUUUACGGGUUCGCAGUUCGUCGGAGGACUCGAAUGUCCAGGUAUCGGAGUUCGUCACUUGCUCAAGCGAACCAUUUGCCUUCUCUCGCAGAACAAGAUGCCGUGUUGCGCGGGAUCUGCGCACAUAAAGUCGUUGUUAGUGAAUACUUUGAGAUUCCAGCACGGUGACGGUACUUCUGACAACUUACAAGCUAAGACCUUGAAUUCUGUCUUGGUAUUGCUGAAUUUUUACUUUGUGAAAGCGAAUGAUGUCGCCAACAAACUACACCAUAACAGGUAAGUUUCCAACAGCUCACAAUGUUGGAGAUGCAUGCUAGUAUACCUUAAUCUUCGGUAUCUUCUCGAUCGUCGGGUAGAAAAUGUUGACCUGGAUCGCUGCUGCGCGCGUAGGACAGCUCUCAUCCGUCACACUCACAGUCAUCUACACAAGUUAGCGUAACAAACCAAUGCAGUUCUUCCUGAUGCCACAGACAACCGACUUACACAGAAAUCACGUCCGCUGGUUUUCUUGGGAAGUGUCAUGUUGACGACAACCCCGUAGAUGUCAGCAAAUCCGUCUACCAACUCGGAAAGGGGCGAGUACCGAUACGCUGGCGAUGUCAUUCUCGCGACCUCAAGUGUACGUUUUCCAUGAUUGGGUUUCUGUUCCACAUAAAAUACACUUGGUUAGCCCAAAAACGUUCUGGUUUAACUUUGUUAUCCGAGUAAUACCUUUCUCGGUGGUGCCUGUGCUUGAAUAAGGGUUUGUCUCGCUGGGGUGGCUUCACCACGACACAUCUUGUCAGUCACAACAAGUAAUUCUAAUUUCUGCAUUAAAAAACUGUUGCGUACCAGAAUGUAGAUCUCUCGU